AUGGGGGCGGCCGUGUUCUUCGGCUGCACCUUUGUGGCUUUCGGACCGGCUCUGUCUCUCUUCAUCCUCACCAUCGCCCGGGACCCCCUCCGGGUCAUCAUCCUGGUUGCCGGAUCUUUCUUCUGGUUGGUGUCGGUUCUCCUGUCCUCUCUGAUCUGGUUCAUAUCCGUCCAGGUCAGCAAUAAGAAUGACUCCAGCCUGCAGUAUGGAUUGCUCAUAUUCGGAGCGGCCAUCUCUGUCCUGCUGCAGGAGGUCUUCAGAUACGCCUACUACAGACUGCUCAAGUUGCCUACCCCUGUACCUAGUCUAAAGCAGAAUAUCAGUACAGAUAAUAACGGGACGUUUCUGUUUUCCCCCACAGUGUCCGGCUUCUCAUUCGGGAUCAUCAGCGGAGUUUUUUCCGUAAUCAACAUCUUGGCGGACGCGGUGGGCCCUGGGAUUGUGGGGGUUCAUGGCGAUUCCCAGUAUUACUUCCUAACUUCAGCAUUCCUGACCAUGGCGAUUGUUUUUCCUGCACACCUUCUGGGGCAUCAUAUUCUUUGCCGCUUGUGAAAAGCGAAAACCAGUGCACAUCGUGGGCGUGGUCCUCUGUCACCUGAUCACCUCCGGGCUGACAUUCCUGAACCCGAGGUACGAAGCCAGCUUGAUCCCCAUAUACAUCCUCACCCUAGGCAUGGGAGUGUGGGCUUUCAUAGCAUCAGGCGGCAACCACCACAACAUACGCAAAUGCCUUGCUUGGAAACGGCAAGAAUGUAACCAGGUUAUGGUCUAUUCUGCUCUUCAGGUGCCCAGUGAGGAUUGA
This is a messenger RNA of Staurois parvus, 802 nucleotides long. Lineage: Eukaryota; Metazoa; Chordata; Amphibia; Anura; Ranidae. The record is from the annotation of a GenBank genome assembly.